AUGCGCAUUUCGGUCCUGCUCCCAGCCUUGACGCUGGCUGCGUCUGUAGCAGCCAAGACGCUCGACCCGCUGAGCCUUAUUCAAGCACCUCGCCCUGGAGUCGGAAUCGCAAGCCCAACUGGACAUGCAGCACUCUGGGCCAUUCGAAGCUGGAACCAAAGCACUCUGACCCGCUCUUCCACCCUGUAUGCUCUACACCUACCCAACCACCACGAUGCUGAAGAAUCCAGCGAGCUGGAAGAACUCGUGCCAGUAGUGCACAAUGCCACUUCUGCGUUCUGGAUCUCACCAGAGGAAGCAGCAUACAUCAUUGAUGAUGUCAUGUACGUCAAGAACCUGUCCAUCUCUCAGCAGUACAUCGACCCUCGUGAUCCAGGUGCCCGUGUCGGUCACCUUCCAGCAGAAGUCACCUCUCUGCGCGUCGCCCGCACCGCCAAGGGUCAGGGCGAGGGCACAGCUACCCUCGUCUUCUCCGCAGAGGUCUACGAGGAUGGCUCUUUGAAUAAUGUCAAGGCACGCGACGAUGCCGAAGCUGAGGAGUGGUCCCGUGUCAAGUCCUACGAGAAUGUGCCAAUAAGACACUGGAACAAGUGGCUCAAGCCAGGCAAGCGCAGUCAGUUGUUCAGCUUGGACUUGACGCGCAACAAGAAGGGCUACGAGACGAGUUGGCUCUUUGCAGGCGAGCCAAAGAAUCUGCUCAACGGAACCAGGCUUGGGGCUCCUGUUCCACCAUUUGGUGACGAGAGCGACUAUGCUGUCAGUGCCGAAGCCGGACUCGUCGCUUUCACGGCUAAGGAUCCCGCAGUCAAUGCAGCCUGGCACACGCGUCAGCACAUCUAUACCGUCCCUCUUGACGGCAGCGAAGCUCCCCGUCAAGUUACCCACGGAAAUAUCGGAGCUACGUCCUCUCCGGAGUUCUCUCCCGACGGCAACCACCUCGCCUGGCUUCAGAUGGCGAGAGACGGGUUUGAAUCCGACGUCCGAGUCGUUCAAUUGCAUAAUCUCGAAACAAAGGAGACAGAACAGUUGCUCACGCAGUGGGAUCGCAGUCCUUCUUCCCUCAGCUUUGCGCCCGAUGGCGAGAAUUUGUACCUCGUUGGGGAGGAUCGCGAGCAAAUCAAGCUUUGGCGUCUGCCCGUGCUAGACAAACGAACCCAAUCUGAGGCAUCCCAAAACGGCAGCACGCUGCAGACCGUAAUCAGAGCUGGCGGUGUCGGCUUCAUUGAUACUAUUCCGGGUGGUGGAGCAGUCAUCACGAAGUCGAGUAUGCGCAGCCCCGCAGACCUGUUCUACCUGCGCGAGAAGUCGGACAAACUCAUCCGCUUGACAGACAUCACCAAGAAUUCCUUGCUGCACGGUUUGGAUCUCGGACCCGAACCGUACCGCUUUAAUUACACUGGAGCGGAGGGCCGCACGACCUACGGCUGGAUCAUUCCGCCACCCGGCUACGACCGCUACAACAAGUCCCAAUCUUGGCCGCUUCUUACGCUCAUCCAUGGUGGGCCAGAAGGCAGCUGGGAGAACAACUGGAAUGUGCGUUGGAAUCCUGAGACCUUCGCUGCUGCCGGAUUCUUCACCAUCGCUCUGGAUCCCGCCGGUUCCACAGGUUUCGGCAAGAAGCACCAGGAGGACAUUUUAGGCUCUUGGGGCGGUCGCGCUUUCUACGACAUUCGUGCUGGUGUGCACCACAUUCUGCAGACUUUCGACAAUGUGGAUGCCGAGCGCGUAGUUGCAGCCGGCGCCUCAUUUGGAGGUUAUUCGAUCAACUGGAUUCAAGGUCACAACGAGGAUGGCUUGUUCAAGGGUCUUGUCUCCCAUGACGGUGUCUUCAGCACCCUAGCGACCUUCUAUUCUACUGACGAACUGUACUUUCCCGAAUUUGAGUUUGGAGGUGUGCCCUGGGUUGCCAGAGAGGGCUACGAGCGAUGGAACCCAGAACGAUUCACUGGGAACUGGAACACGCCGCAAUUGACCAUUGCUGGUAGGGACGACUUCCGACUUCCCGAGUCGGAGGGCAUUUCCGUCUUCAACACGCUUCAACGAAGAGGCGUGCCAUCUAAGCUGCUCGUCUUUCAAGAAGGCCAUUGGGUAGUCGACGAGCGCAACAGUCUGCGCUGGUACACUGAAGUCAUCGAUUGGCUCAAGAAGUAUAGCGCCGAGCAAGCGCCCGAGUCCGAGCUCUUGAUGGCGGAGACAGUCGAUGCCUCAGAAGUCGAUGAUCGUGCCUCUGGGUUACUCUUCCAACACCAAUGA
Molecule: messenger RNA, 2253 nt
Organism: Ceraceosorus bombacis
Lineage: Eukaryota; Fungi; Basidiomycota; Exobasidiomycetes; Ceraceosorales; Ceraceosoraceae
Source: the annotation of a GenBank genome assembly